AUGGACAGCAAGGAUGUUUUAUGGAAUUUUGAAGACCUUAAAUUGCUAAAAGGUACAGAUUUGCCAAUUUUCGGAGGUGAUACUUAUCCUUGUAUAAGUAUACAAUUGAGGAGUAUGACAGAACCUAUAAGAGUGCUAUCUGGUAUUGACUACUGGCUAGAUAAUUUGAUGGCUCACGUUCCCGAAGUUACUAUGUGUUAUCAUUCAAACUAUUUUGUGCAAAAACACGAGUUAGUGAUGAAUGAGGACUUGCCAAGUUUGAAUGACUCUACAUGUUCAUCUAAAGUUAUUACACGUGUCGCUCAAAAUGUAUUGUCAUUUUUAAAGUCAAAUACCGCUGAACCUGGACAUACAUACUGGUUAUUUAAAGGGGACGAUGAUGAUAUAGUGAAAUUAUACGAUUUGUCUUCAUUAUGUUCUGAAUCAUUGGUUGAAGAAUACUGUGAAGGUCAAAACCUGUUUACUAUUCCAGUGGCUAUGCUGUUAUAUCAUGUUGCUCUGAAUUUAAAAUACAACCCAAUAGAUGAGAAGGCAUCUAAUUCAGCUACUAUACACAUUUUGCUAAAUAAUUGUUUGAAAUUAUUAAACAAAACUAAAUACCCUCAUAUAGUAACAUCUGUACAUUUUAUGUUAUCCGAUUUCUAUAUUCCAAUUGAUAUUAAUCCCGCAUUAAUUAAACUUGAUGAUAACACUCUUUUGUCGCCGGAUGUUGAUUCAGAUGAGAAUUUAUCAACUAGAUCUGAUGUUGAGAAAUCUAUGUUUUCCAUAGAACUCGAGAAUCCUCCAUCAGAAACUAUAGUAAUGACAUUAGAAGAACAUUGUCAAAAAGCUUUAUAUAAUGUUGGUUGUGGUUUAAGUUGUUUAUACAAUUUGGAGGAUAUAAAUCAACAGUUAACAAUGAAAAAAGGCCGAAAGAUGAAAAACGGCAAUAAUAAAGGCAAAAAUCAAAAAAAUAAUAAAGAAUGUGAUGAAAACAAUGACGACUAUAAAAAUAACACAUUACUCUGUAAGUCUGUUGCUGAAAUUAUGCCCACUUGGUAUAAUCCACCAGAUCCUCAGGACAAUGAUUCUUGGAAACAACGCCUGAAUAUACUAUUUUAUGAAAAAGCAUGUUUGGCAUACGAUAUAUUAGCUGAAUAUUAUCUAGCACAUGCAAAGUACGGAAGAGCAUUACAACAUUAUUGCUAUUUAUUUAAAUGCUGGCUGUGGAUUAUCAAGAACAACUUCAAUAGAAAAAUAGGGUUUCUAUUAAAAAGUUCUGCUGAUUGUUGUUUGUAUAUUUCGCAAAAUUGGGAUAAAGUACAGCAGUACAGAAUCGAACUAGAAACUGAUGAUAAAUGUGAUUUAAAAAUAAGGAGUUCAUUACUAGACAAAUUUGAUAAUUCUAAACUACAAGAUUUCAAUUUAAUACCAAGAAAUAUUGAGUCAAAAGAAGGUUUAUUGAAUGCAGCAGUUAAUUGUUACAAACGGUCUUUAGAAUAUGAAAUAGACGAAGACAACAAAAACCAACUAAAUAGAAGAAUUGGAAAUGCUUAUUAUGAACUAACAACAGGAUUCGUAGAUGAAAUAAUAAAUGCUUGGAGAAAUCAAUCUAAAAUAACUUCUCCAAGAUUAAAAUGGCUACUAAAAACAUCCAGAAAUUAUUUGUCAAUUGGAAUUAAUAAAUCUGAAAGAUCAUCUGACAAAUAUAACCUCGCGUUGUUAUAUUCAAACAUGGGCCGAUUGUAUCGAUAUACAUCAGAAUAUGUAUUACAAAAUAAUCUUUCUACUAAUGAUUUUAUAAAAGAUAAGGAUUUUAAUAAAAUGGCUGUUGAAGGCUACACAAAAGGCUUGACAGCGUUGGGCAAUCGAAGUUUCCAUCCAGAACUUUGGGACUUUAUUAACUUUGAGGUAUCUACUGUGACUUACAAUAUGGCUAAAAAAUAUCAAGACAAUCCACCCGAAUACUCCUCAGAUCUAACUGAAGCUAUAAAUGUGGUCUUGGAAGCUUUGAAAUAUUGUGAUUUGGAAAAUAAAGUGCCUAAAAAAUCAUACUACGAAUAUCGAGCAGCAGAUAUUCAUGAUCGCCUGGGGUCUUUGUAUUACUGUCGAUUAAGAAAUAUGAAAGUGGAUAUGCCCAUGUUUGAAACUACUCUUAAUCAGUGCACAUCCCAUUAUAAACAGUCAUUUGAAAUAUAUUUUAAAACGAAACGUUCAUUUGAGUGUCUAGAAGUACUCAUGAAAGACAUCGCUGUAGACGAGCUUCAAAUUGAGAGAGCAAAACAUCCUUGGUUUAAAGUGAAGUUUAUCUCGUCUAUUUGCCAGAAAUUAGCCGAAAAUUGUAUGUGUGUAUUGCAAAUGCUAUUGGAAAGUAAAUUAGACGAUUGCAAAGAUAAUCAGGAUCCAGAACAGAAGAAACUACAUUUGUUAAAACUAUUCGAAGAUAGAUUACUACAAAUUUUAAAGUGCAUGAUCAAGCUAUCUAUAACAAAACUACCCACAUUGGAGGACAAAACUGACCAACUGAAAAGUAUUUAUGGCGAUUUGCUGAGGACAAGUGGAACUAAUGACAACUAUUCAUAUUUGCUUAAAGUUCUAAUACAAAUAAAAGAUUUAAGCUUAUACCAGGUUGCAUCAAAUUAG
Molecule: messenger RNA, 2622 nt
Organism: Rhopalosiphum padi (bird cherry-oat aphid)
Lineage: Eukaryota; Metazoa; Arthropoda; Insecta; Hemiptera; Aphididae
Product: erythroid differentiation-related factor 1-like
Exons: 14
Coding region: 1-2622 (873 amino acids)
Biological process (GO): positive regulation of DNA-templated transcription
Source: RefSeq, a predicted model, not a curated record